AUGGAUUUCUCACCGAGCCCAGACAGUGAUACUUCUGGCUACUAUAGAAAUCGCUGCCGACGUGAUGAGCGCGACCGGGGCAAUCAAGGAAGAUCGAAGGAACGCUAUCGAAAUAACAGCCGGUACAGCCGUAGCCGAUCGCGGUCAUUCAGCAGGGAGCGUUACUCCUAUCCUCGACAGCGAAGUGACGAACGUGAUUCUUACCGGGAUGUGAAUGAACAAACAUACGAUGACGGUGGUUGGGACAGCCGCGAUCGGUUUCGCGAACGAAGUCGCGAACGGGACCGCGAUCGUAGAUCUCGCGAACGAGAUCGUUACCGGGAUCGAAGGGAUCGCGAUAAAGGAGGUCGCCGUGGUGGCUAUUCUCCUAGCUCGAUAGAUGAUGGGGAAAACUUUGAUAGUGAAAAUGAAUUUUUCUAUCAACAAAAGCCGAAUAAUAACAUCAUCAUCCGUGGUUUGGCACCACAAGUUACUGAAGCUGAUAUCAACAGCGACCUAAUCCAGUGCGGUUUGCAGGCGCUGCACGUCAGGUUGAUCCGGAAACGAAAGACAGGUGAAUCGAGGGGUUUCGCAUUUGUCGAGUUUCGCACUGAAGAGGAAGCAACUCGGUGGAUAUGUUACAAACAGGGUGUGUUGGUAUUCAACGGGCAGCAUGCGGUCAUGCAGUACACCUUUUCGAUGCCGUCAAAGUUCCAAACAGAUUGGUAUUGCGCUAAGUGUUACGCUUUUAACUUCAAGCGCAGGGAAAAUUGCUUCAAAUGUCACGCAUCACGCGAGGACAGUGAAAUUGGUGGUGAUGGCAGCGAUGAGAUGAGUAACAUUUUGACGAAGAAAAUCAUGCUACGCAAUCUGGAUGUGCUGACGAACGAGGAAAGUGUGAUGGCCGUGAUGCAGAAAAAGUUACCGGCAGAAUUGGUGCAGAAAAUCGGCAAGGUGGUCAUUUGUCGUGACCCGCUGACGUCCAUUUCACGCGGCAUGUGUUAUGUGCAUUUCGACAAUCUGGUCGAUUCGAUGAAUACGCACAAUGCGCUGAAGGAGCUAGACCCACCGCUCAGAAUAGACAACCGGGAGGUCAUAAUAUCGUACUGCAUGGAUACGGAGAAUAGGAACUUGAUGAAACAGCAUCAGAAUUCCCAUCAAGGCAGGGAAGGUAAUCGACAGGGAAACAGCAACCAAAAUCAUGGAACACAAAGGAAUGGGAAUGAUAGCAACUCGAACAACUACCAAGGCAAUGGUUCUGGUGGUAACAAUUUCGGCUAUCGAAGUGAUGGAAGAAGUGAUAACUUUGAUCGCAACAGUUACGGAAACAAUCACAAUUCGCAUGGAAUGAAUAAGAAUUCUGGUGGUGGUGGUGGUGGUCGUGGAGCAUUCCAAGACAUUACGGCACCACCGCCAAGCGGAUCUGCCGUCGGUUCAGCGAGCAUGGUAUCAUCUUCCUCUUCAGCUGCUGCUAUGGCCAGUUUACAAGAGAACUAUACGCUCGCUGAUGUACCGCGUUUGGCCGAGUACAGUGCGUCUAUGUACGCGUCGAAUGCGACCGAACAUAAACACUAUCUGCAAUACUAUACGGAGUACUACACAAAUCAACUGUCGACUGUUACCGAUGGACAAGCGGCAGGACCGCGUGCUUCCGCUGGUUUAGGCGAAACAGCCAACAGCGGUGCUGCUGUGGCUCAGUCAGCGAUAGCCCGGAAACAGCAAUCUGGUCCCAAUAGUUCAAAGUUGGAUAAAUCCGACGUAUAUGGUCUUGCGAUGGGUUCUUCAACUGCCCCAGUCCAAUCCGGACCGCAACUUCCCGUGCCGAACGGUGUGGAUGGAAGGAAGUAUCCUACACCAGAUACCUCACAGUAUCAGUAUGACGAAACUUCUGGCUUUUAUUACGAUCCUACCACCGGGCUUUACUACGAUGCCAACUCGCAGUACUAUUACAAUAGUGAAACCAGUUCAUACCUUUAUUGGGAUCCCGAAAAUCAAACAUACGUCGCCGCACCUGCUUCGUCCUCUGCGUCCAACAGCGCCACAUCGGGCCCCGGAUCGCAGCAGAUGACGAACCAGCCGGAAAAUGCAGUUACUGCAUCGCUGGCUGAAAGCGCAGAGAAGAUGGAAAAAUCCAAAUCAAAAGAACAAGCACCUCCCCAGGAUAAGGUAAAAGUUGCCAAAAAGAUCGUUAAAGAUAUGGAGAAGUGGGCGAAGCAGCUAAAUCAAAAGAAGGACUACAACGUCAUACAACCACCGGCUCGGAUAGAGGAAGCUACACUGUACUCCUCGUUAGGGCCAUCCAAACCAUUGUCGGAAUCGCUCGGAGGGCUCGGUAAUGCGGGCUAUGCAGAUGUAGGGUUUUCGUUGUUGGAGAAAAAGGAACGCGCCGGUGGGAUCGUCAGUACAGCGUCCCUAAUGCCUGGUGGUUUGGGAGGAAGUUCAGCUUCUAGCUCAACCUAUCCUGCAAGUAGUGGUGCGACAAAGCCAGUCACAGGUGCGACAUCAACAUACGCUGGUUCUGAUUCCGAUAAUGAUUUUGGUGAUGGCGAAGGAGGAGGUCCUUCCGAUCGGGAUUUGGUUGAUUUUGAUCGUUUGACCUGUCUCCUCUGCAAGCGUGCAUUCCAAUCGCAGGAAAUUCUUAUGAAGCAUGUAAAAAUGUCCUCAUUGCACAAGGAAAAUCUACAAAAGCUGAACGCAAACCUGCGUGCCGGUGGUGGCUCGAGGGGAGGCGGUGGUAGCAGUGACGGCGGUUCGGGGGGUCCGUUCAACGGUUUACAGUACCGCGAUCGUGCAAAGGAACGGCGACAAAAGUAUGGUGAGGACGAGGCUCCGCCAGUUAAUCGAAGCAAGGAACGUUUUCAACGAGAGAUCGAAAAGCAAACACAAUCCCAGCCUGCCUAUCCACAGGGCACUGCUUCAGCAGUACCGAUUGGGCAGAACAACAUUGGCAAUAAGUUGCUGCAAAAGAUGGGCUGGUCAGAAGGACAAGGCCUUGGAAGAAGUAAUCAAGGGCGGGUGAAUAUUAUUGAGGCGGAGGCGCGUGUGGCAAACGUUGGAUUGGGUAUUAAAGCCAACGCUGCGGCACAGUUCGGGCGAACGACGGACGAUUAUAAAACGUACAUAAAGAAAAUGAUGAAAUCGCGCUACGAACAGGUAGACGUGAAAGAUUGA
This is a messenger RNA of Anopheles marshallii, 3150 nucleotides long. Its product is annotated as RNA-binding protein 5-like. The coding region runs from base 1 to 3150 and encodes 1049 amino acids. The transcript has 11 exons. Gene Ontology annotation, molecular function: RNA binding. NCBI's taxonomy places the organism in Eukaryota, Metazoa, Arthropoda, Insecta, Diptera, Culicidae. Gene Ontology annotation, cellular component: nucleus. The record is from RefSeq and is a predicted model, not a curated record. Gene Ontology annotation, biological process: mRNA splicing, via spliceosome.